Argentina anserina (silverweed cinquefoil) is the source of this 2935-nucleotide messenger RNA. RefSeq lists its product as uncharacterized. The transcript has 3 exons. The record is from RefSeq and is a predicted model, not a curated record. Bases 585 to 2789 code for a protein of 734 amino acids. Gene Ontology annotation, biological process: tRNA methylation. Gene Ontology annotation, cellular component: cytosol. NCBI's taxonomy places the organism in Eukaryota, Viridiplantae, Streptophyta, Magnoliopsida, Rosales, Rosaceae.
CCGUCAAAACCCUCCCACUCUCUUCUCCGCCCAAAAAUCUCAAAAACCCAAAACCAUGUCCUCCAAAUGGCCCGCCAUCCAGCACCGCCACAAGUACACCUACAACACCGUCGUCUUUCCCGCCUCCUUCACCGACUCCCUUACGUCACUCCCCCCUCAAUUCUCCGCCUCCAAAUUCUUCUCCCAAUUGACCUCCCUCGUCUCCCUCAACUCCACCUACGCCCAGCUCCACCACACCAAAACCCUCUCCUCCUCCUUCGCCGACGAAUCCCUAGUCUCCCAAGCCGCGCCGUUCUACCUCGAGCUUCUCUUCCUCGAGAACUCCCUCCCUCUCCACAAGACCCUAGUCGCGGCGCUUGCCAAGGCCCGGAGCUUCCAGUCGCUGAUCGGAGAAUGCUUCCGGCGCCUCUGCGAGGACUAAGGCGGCGGCGGGAAGGGGAGGCGGUUCUGCGUCUCGAGGGCGGCGCUGUCGGUGAUGGGGAUGCCGAAGCUGGGGUUUCUGGUGGAUGAUGAUGUCUGUUGUGCUGUCACGUCAUUUUUGAAGUGUUUCCUUGAGCACUUGCGUGACGAGUGUUGGAGCAGCAAUGGUAUUGAAGGCGGUUACGCAGUUUAUAGAUACUCUUUUCUUGAAUCCCAUGACGGCUAGUUUGCCUUCCCAGUUAGAACUCAUGUUAUUAAAGGAAGCAGUCCCACUGAACAUGAGGUGUUGCUCUACAGGUUUUCAAAUGAAAUGGAGUAGCUUGUUUAGAAAGUUCUUUUCUCGGGUCAGAACAGCCUUGGAGAGACAAUUCAAACAGGGAAGCUGGCAACCCAUUUUAGAUAACAACAAUGGAAAACAUCUUUCAAAUGGAAAUGAGAGCACUGAAGCUAACAGAGCAAGUGAUCUUUUCCAUUUCAUGAGAUGGUUAAGCUCAUUUCUAUUUUUCUCAUGCUAUCCAUCGGCCCCUUAUCAGAGAAAAAUGAUGGCCACACAGCUCAUUCUGAUAAUGCUUAAUGUUUGGUCCAUUGUUCCUGCUACUGAAGAAAAAAAUGGCUCUGUAUUUUUAGAAGGCUGUCUCCAUCCUUAUAAUAAAGGAACCACAUCACCUGCUUCAACGUUGUUGUUAGUUGGAUCAAUAAUUGAUAGUUGGGACAGGCUAAGAGAUAGUUUCUUUCGGAUACUGUUACACUUUCCAAAUCCACUUCCUGGAAUUUCAGAUGAAUAUAUGGUCCAGAUUGUGGUAUCUUGGGCUAAGAGAUUAGUUUGCAGUCCAGGUGUGAGAGAAAGUGAUGCUGGAGCUCUGGUGUUAAGGCUAAUUUUAAGUAAGUAUGUCUUACAGCUAGGAUGGACUGUUCAAGCUUCAGUUAGUGUAGUUUGCGUUCGAUCAAAUUCUGGAUUGGAAAACAGAGAUGGUCAGGCUUAUAAUUCUCGGCAACCUGUGAUUGAGUAUAUUAGAUCGCUGAUUGAUUGGUUAGAUGUUUCCAUAGAGGUAGGGGAAAGGGAUCUUUCAGAAGCAUGCAAAAGCAGCUUUGUACAUGGAGUUCUACUCACACUACGAUAUACUUUUGAGGAGUUAGACUUCAGGUCUGAUGGAGUACUGUCUAAUAUUUCAGAGAUGAGGCAUCUAUUAGAGAAACUUUUGGAGCUUGUGAUGCGAAUAACUUCUCUGGCACUUUGGGUGGUUUCUGCAGAUGCUUUGCAUUUGCCUGAAGACAUGGAUGAUAUGGUUGAUGAUGGAGCUUUCUUGUCUGAGGUUCCAGAAGUGGUGGAAGCGAAAUCAUGUCAGUUGGAGCAUAACGACAAUAACUCCACACUUUUGCAGGAUAAUAGGCGAUCAGAACAAACUGUAAUGGUUGGUUGCUGGCUUGCGAUGAAAGAGGUGAGUCUUCUUUUGGGAACUACUGUUAGGAAGGUUCCUUUACCAAGUAACCCUUCCUCAGAACCAUUACGUGUAGAAGGCACCUCUUGUGCUUCUGGAGUUCCAUUUAUGAUGGUCUCGGAUGCAAUGCUUGAUUUGAAACAACUUGAAACAAUUGGGAAUCACUUUUUAGAAGUCCUCCUUAAAAUGAAGCAUAAUGGUGCGAUUGAUAAAACAAGGGCUGGAUUUACAGCUCUUUGCAACCGUUUACUUUGCUCAAACGAUCCUAGGCUUUGUAAGUUAACAGAAUCCUGGAUGGAGCAACUUAUGGAAAGAACUGUGGCCAAAGGUCAAGUAGUGGAUGACUUGUUAAGGAGGAGUGCAGGUAUUCCUGCAGCAUUUACAGCUUUAUUCCUCUCGGAGCCUGAAGGUGCACCUAAGAAACUUCUCCCCCGGGCCUUGCGGUGGCUAAUAGAUGUUGCUAAAGAGUCCUUCCUGGACCAAUUUGAGAGCAACAGUGACAUGCAUAAAUUUACUCCAGCAAAGUCCGACAAUAAUUUUGAUUCUGCACUGCUAUCAGAGAGAAAUAUAAGUGUGUCAAAAAUACGGGAUGAGGGUGUCAUUCCUACCGUUCAUGCAUUCAAUGUCCUUAGAGCUGCUUUCAAUGACACCAACCUGGCUACUGAUACAUCAGGGUUUUCUGCUGAGGCUAUGAUUAUUUCGAUUCGUUCCUUCUCUUCUCCCUACUGGGAGGUUCGGAACAGUGCUUGUCAGGCAUACGCUGCUUUUGUUCGUCGCAUGAUUGGAUUCCUUAAUGUCCAGAAACGGGAGUCGCAAAGGCGUGCACUAACUGGGGUCGAAUUUUUUCAUAGGUAUGCAUUCUAUAAUUCCCCUCCCCUCAGUUGGUUAAUGCUGUUCACAUUCUUGAAUUUUAUUAUAUUAGAAGUAUAAUUAUCCAGGAAAGUAUAAAAUUUGUCAUAAUUGAGCUGGAAGUUUAAUUUGACAUCACAAGUUUAAUUUGAGCAAACACGAUAAUAAUUCGGCCUUUUUCCAUUUAAAAAGAUGCACGAUUUGCAAGUUCCACUUUGUUUGUGGGC